AUGGCCAGCUGUCCAUUUUGGGGGAGUGUGGCCUACCGCAACUACCGUGAGACCGCCGAGGUUGUGGCAAAGGGCGGGGCGUCGCAUCUCCAAAGCCCUCCGCCAGCGCCCCUCUCUGCGGAGCGCCUCCUGAGCGCAGCCAACGUGGUUCGCAGCGUUGUGCGGAGCUAUCAAGCCAAGGUGCUCCUGGCAUCUUUGGAGUCAGAGCAAGCGGAGCUGGAGCGUAUCCAGGUGGCCGCGGCGAAGAUCAUCCAGUCUGCCGUUCGAUGUUUCCAAGUGCAGCGACAGCUCCAGGACUUUGCGGACAUGCUCCGUGGUUCACUGCUCUGGCAAGGUGCGUGCAGGCGCUUCACGGCGCAGGCUGCGCUUCUCAAAGCCUGGGACACCCACGAGAGGCAACGGGUUGCCGCCGCGGUGAAGCUGCAGGCGGCGCAGCGCUCAUUCCGGGCUCAGCGCGAGCUCGCGCGGCGCAAGGCCAUGCGGGAUGGCUUGCUGCUCUUGGGACCAAAGGAGCACCAGUGCGUGCGCCUCUUCCAGCGUUGUGGUCGCCGCUACCUGGCGUGCUUGGUCGUCGCGGAGGCGGAGAAGCACAGGUGGCGCUGCGCCCGGCAUAUCCAGGCGCACUGGCGAGGAUGCAAAUGCCGGCGCGAGCUGGCGGACACGCUCUCGGAGUGGCGGCGGCGGCGGAACCUUGCCGGGAGCCCAGACAUGUGGAAGUAG
Molecule: messenger RNA, 720 nt
Organism: Symbiodinium natans
Lineage: Eukaryota; Dinophyceae; Suessiales; Symbiodiniaceae
Source: the annotation of a GenBank genome assembly